Auanema sp. JU1783 is the source of this 12363-nucleotide messenger RNA. The record is from the annotation of a GenBank genome assembly. NCBI's taxonomy places the organism in Eukaryota, Metazoa, Nematoda, Chromadorea, Rhabditida, Rhabditidae.
AUGGCAGAAAACGAUAAGUCUGAUGCUCGUCGAACAUAUUUGCUGCGAGUAGCCAGUCAUAUUUUGGGAUUAAACAUAACCGAAGAAAAGCUGAAGCAGACGAACGCUCUGGACAGUUUUUGUGAUACAAACAAGACGCUGCUUGUCAUAAGCCGAAUGCAGAAAACAGUCGAGUUGACAAAUGAACUUCGAACGGAUUCCUCUCCAACAGCCAGGGUUGUGUUUUACAAAAAUCAACCAACUGUUCUAACAUCGGAAAAUGUGAAAACGAUCGUGAGCAUUGUUACAAUGAAUGCUUCACCAAAUGAAGUUCUUCUCAAAACUAUUCAGAACGUAUACAGUCAAAACUUUGGAAAUACCACUCCCAGAAGUAAGCAACUUGUUAAUGUUGUGAAUGAAUUGGAAGAAAGUUUAUUGGCAACUGUUUCAAACAACAACUCACAAGAUAAAGGUAUUUCAUCUUUAUCAAAUGAAAUUCGAUAUUGGAAAACGCAAAAGGGAUCAACAGCCCAGCAAUACAAUGAAUCAUUCGCUCCUCUGAGUGACAUCAUGGAAACAAUGGCUACAAGAUCUUUGGAUGAUUCUUUCAUAUUAGUUGAAACAUUCGAAGAUGUUUGUGAUUCGUUAUGGGAGUCUCAGCCAUCAUAUGGUGAACAGAAAAUGAAAAGUUUGAUCAUUGCUAUGAGUAUCUAUCUAUGCGAUCAAAUAACCUUGAAAAUUGAUGAAAGUCAAAUUUGGAAAGCUGAUGAUGUUCCAGAAAAUAUUGGAAUCGGUAAAAAAGACAAAAAACUCAAGUGUAAUCAUAGAGAAUGUAAACAUUUAGCUAUAAGCCUUUGUGAACAGUGGGAUUUGAGCGUUCGAUUGUUCACUGGACAAACGUGGAAACGGCAAAUGGAAGACCCUUGGAAAGGGGAACAACUUGACAUGAAAUAUUUAAUUGGAUUUAAGAAACGUUUAGAAGAUAUAUUGAGUCUUCGCGAGCUAACUCCUCAAAUAACUGCCCUUAUUAAUGAUAGAGGCGUGGAAAAAGAGAUUGAUAUGAUUUUGGAAACAGCAAUGAAGGGUGUAUCAGCCUUGGCAUACAACCCUUACACAGAAGACAACUGGAAAUCCCGAUUGGCUACUACAGAGAGAGCAUUAGAGCCCAUUAUCGAUCGAGUGAUACCGAUACUCAAGUCACGAUUGGAUCCAAACAAACUGGACAACACUAAGAUGACUGCCGAUUUGGAGAGGUACAGAAACUUUUUGAGUAGGCCGUCAAUCAAAUUAAAACUAGCUUUCGAACGCGAAGCUCUGCUUGGUCGCUUAUCAGCUAUGUUAUCAUCCAAAGAAAGGGAAAUUAAUGAUAAAUUGGCGAACAUAGAUCUAAAAUCACAUGCAUAUUUAACGGAAGUAGCCUCCAAAAUAGUUUGGAUAAGACAACAGCUGACUCAGAUAAGCAAUGUGAAAACAUUGGCUAUGACAAUACUCGACGACUUGAAAGAUUAUGACCAGCUAAUAAAGUCUUUGACAUCGUUUCAAGAGCGGAUGACAGUUGCUGAACAAGAAAACUACGACACAUGGUGUCGAGAAACAAUCCAGUCAAUCGAAGAUUCUGGAGAUUCAAUUGCAUUAGAAACGAAAGGGCAAAUAAUGAUGCUCGAACAUAAGAAGGGAACAUUGUAUGUAAACUAUAGCGAUAGAUUACUGAAGUUGUUGAAAGAGGUUAGACAACUCGCCAGUCUUGGUUUGAUGAUUCCAAGUAAAAUUAUAAACUGUGCUAACCAGGGUGAAAAGUUCUAUAGAUAUGGAGUAACAUUAAAACAAAUUGCUCAUUUUUAUAAUACUAUUGACAAGCAAAUGCUGAAAUGCCAACAGGCCUUGAUGUUAGAUGAAGCAAUUGCUUUCGAAAAGUUGGUCAUCUCUAAGAAAAACGAAGAGUCUGAAAUGGGCCGUGUCACCUGGGAGAACCCUUCUCAGUUGGAACAGUUUAUUGUCAAACUUCAGGCAGCUUGUAACAAAUUAUCUGAACAUAACAGACGAUUGAGAAACAAGCAUGCUGAAAUCGUUCAAAUGGUUGCAAACUUGUCAGCAGUCGACUUAUUCAAAGAUGUCGAUAGAUGGAAAGAAAUUCUCACACAAAUUCGUAGUAAAAUUUUUGAAGAAGAGUUGGUCCACAGAGCAUCGAAAGCGAAUAUGAAUCCAUGGAUCAUUCACUGGGAUCGACAAUUAUAUAAAGCUUUGCAACUCCAGUAUCAAUGGGGAAUUGAAAGCUUGCAUACCCAAAUCCAGCCUAUACAUACCCAAUUAGUUUUUGUGCAACAGGAGCUGCAACUUCGACCACCGAUCGAAGAAAUACGGAUGAAGUAUUAUAAGGAGGUGCGCAAAUUUCUCGGGAUCCCAGAAAAGUUCAAAGGAAUACAAGAGAGUGAAAACAGUACGAGACUUUAUGCACCUAUGGCUGAAAGAAACGCCGGAAAAAUGUCAGCAAUUUUUGAGAAAGCAGAACAAGUCAUUAAUAAAGUUGAAGACGUCCCCAAACCAUUCGCGGACUGGCUUAUCCUAGCUCAGGUCGAUUUGGAAGAACUAAUUGCAGAGAAAUUCACAAAGGCUAGUGAUUGGGAAAGCCAAUUGAAACUGCUCAAAACUAAGGGACGUGAAGUUGAAGGUUUACCGAAAGAAUGUCGUGUUGAUUGCAUUGUUGUGAGCACGGUCGGAGCUAAAAAUGCAAUUGAAGAUUUACUACAGAGAUUGUUUGAGACAUUGACGUGGACUCUCCGUUUAUCAAUUACUUCCAACUUACAAGGAAUUCAACAAUUUUUGAGUCAAGCAAUAACCACACUGAGCUCGCGUCCUCAAUCAAUUGAUGAAGUUGCAGAAGCCAAUCAAAAACAUACAGAGUUCAGUAAAACGAACAAAGAAUUGAAAGCGUUAUGGUCUACAUUGGAGGAACAGCAUACUUUACUACGAUCUACUGCUGGUAGCGGCGUUGAUCAAAUGACUUCUUUACAGAAUGAUUGGGAAAAGUUUGAAGUUAUGUUGGACUCACAUCAGAUGAUGAUCAAAGAUCAAGUACAAGUUUUGAAACAGAACGUCGAUCAACGUGUACAAGCUCUCAAUUUGGAAGUUGAACGAUUCAAAGCUAAGUGGGACCAAUUCAAACCUAAAAGUGAAACCUUGCAAGGGGAGAGAGCGGCCAUGCUAACAGCUAUAGAAUUCAUCAAAGAGCGUCGUGUUAUGUUUGAUGAGCUUAUAGCUCAGAAAGAGAAACUAGAAAAAGAGUGCGAUCAGUUCGAUGUUCCCAAACCCAACUUUCCCGGAAUAGAUCAGCUUUCCGCUGAUAUACUCGAUUACGAGAACAAUUGGGUGAUCUAUGAGCAGUUCAACACGGAACUGGAUCAGUUAGCUAGUGAGGAAUGGAUAGUAUUCAGAAGUAAAACAUAUUUGUUCGAUGAGUUUCUUCAAAAAUGGUUGGAUAAGUUGAAAUCUGGUCAGCAGUCUCACAUGGGAAUCCGAAUCGUAAAAGACAUCGAUUCUUUCAGGGAGUUCUCAGGCUGUUUGAAAUUUUGUCGGGGCGAAAUGCUUAGUACCGAUCACUGGCUCGAACUGUUCCGAUUAGUUCAUUUACCAAGGGGAACAACUUUCGAAAAGUUAAAAUUCAGUGAUUUAAUAUCUGUCUCUGAGCAUAUAAUUGCUAAUGUUGAUCAACUAAAAGCUUUAAAUGCCAGAGCUCAAGGUGAAGUAGCUAUCAGAGAAGCCAUACAAGAACUUGAAAUGUGGUCAGCUCAGACUGAAUUUACUUUGACAGAUUAUAAACGGUCUAAUGGAUCACAAAUGAAAGUAAUCAAAGACUGGAAAGAGGCCAUAAAUUCGGUGAAAGAUAGCCAGGCUCUUUUACAAUCUCUCAAGAGCUCUCCUUUCUACUCUCAGUUCACGGAUAAAACUUCUAUUUGGGAAACAAGACUCUCGGAUCUCGAUAUAUUUCUUUCUCAAAUGAAUGAAGUUCAGAGAAAGUGGAUUCAUUUGGAACCAAUAUUUGGUCGUGGAGCUUUGCCUGCUGAAGCUGGAAGAUUUUCUCGUGUGGAUGGAGAGUAUAGAGGCAUACUCAAUGAUGUAGUUCGGGACACUCGAUUAGUUGGUCUUUGUAGUCGACAGGGUUUGAAAAAAACAUUGGAGCAAUUGGUUGAUCAGCUUGCCCGAUGCCAGAAAGCUUUGAAUCAGUUCUUAGAAGAAAAAAGAUCAGCUUUUCCUCGCUUUUAUUUCCUUGGUGAUGAUGACUUAUUGGAGAUUUUGGGACAAUCUACCAACCCUACUGUAAUACAAUCUCAUCUCAAAAAGCUUUUCCAAGGUAUUGAUAAGGUUAUUUUUGGCUCAAACAGUGAAGUCAUUAAUACGAUUGUCUCCUCUGAUGGCGAGCAUGUUGAACUUCGAACACCUGUGAGAAUUGUUCCACAAGUAGAAAUCUGGUUGCAACAACUUUCUGAUGAAAUGAGACAGACGUUGCAGUCCCUAACUGUUCAGGCUGUAAGAGAUUCCACAUUGGAUCCUGGGCAAUACCCCUCUCAAGUUCUCUGCUUAGCUGAGUCCAUACGGUUCUGUUCGAACGUUGAGAAAGUCCUAGAAACCACGAAAGAUCUAUCUUCUUUGAGAAAAGCCAUGCAGACACAAUUGGAAGGCUAUACAAGUACAAAAGUUGCCAAUAAGGUGUUAGAAUUGAAGCUCAAAUCCUUGAUUUUGGACUUGAUUCAUAAUAUUGACGUCGUAGAUCAGUUGAUAACGUUACAGUCUAAUGAUAUAAAUUCUUGGACAUGGCAAAGACAAUUGAGAUUUUAUAUGGUGAAUGAGAAAGUUGUGAUGAAACAAGUUAAUAGUGAAUUCGAUUAUACUUAUGAGUAUCAGGGGAACGCAUCCAAGUUGGUACACACUCAUUUAACAGAUAAAUGCUACCUAACUUUAACCCAAGCUAUGCAUAUGGGUCUUGGAGGAAACCCAUACGGUCCAGCGGGAACUGGCAAAACAGAAUCAGUCAAAGCCCUUGGAUCACUAUUUGGUAGACAAGUUUUGGUAUUCAACUGCGACGAAGGAAUUGAUGUUCACUCUAUGGGACGAAUUUUCAUUGGCAUAGUAGAAUGUGGCGCCUGGGGCUGUUUUGAUGAGUUCAACCGAUUAGACUCGACAGUGCUGUCCGCUGUGUCUAUGCAAAUUCAAGUCAUACAAGAUGCUAUCAAAUCAAGAACAUCUAAGUGCACUUUGAAUAACAAAACUAUUGAUGUUAACCCCAAUUCUGCUAUUUUUAUUACUUUAAAUCCUGCUGGUAAAGGAUAUGGAGGUAGACAGAAAAUGCCUGAUAACCUGAAACAAUUAUUCCGACCUGUUGUGAUGUCUGUUCCCGACAAUGAAAUAAUCACAGAAACAAUAUUAUAUAGUGAAGGGUUUAAAGAAGCAAAAGCGUUGUCUAAGAAAGUAGUUACAUGUUUCCGUUUGAGUCGAGAGAUGCUGUCAUCCCAACAACAUUAUGACUGGGGUUUGAGAGCAUUGAAAACAGUCUUACGAGGAUGUGGCCAGCUCAGGAGCAUGAGUCCCGACAAACGAGAAACUGACAUUGUUGUUCAGGCUUUAUUACUCAAUACGCUAUCAAAGUUGACAUUCGCUGACUCAAAAAGAUUCACCGUUUUGAUAGAUGAUAUUUUCUCUGAUGCUGAUAAGGAAAUGGCUAAAUUUGGGGACUUGAUCGACCCCCUGGAUAGGGCUUCAAAAGAAAUGAAGAUUGACCUAUCGGAUAAACAGCUCCAAAAAGUUUUCCAACUCUAUGAACAGCUUCGUCAGCGAAUUGGUGUGGUAGUCGUGGGGCCUCCAUGCUCUGGCAAAUCAACAAUCUGGAAGAUACUUCAUAAAGCUCUACUUAUUUUGGGAAAAUCUUCUAUAAAAGUUCUGUCUUUCAAUCCUAAAGCUGUAUCAAGGACUAAGCUUCUGGGUCAUAUGGAUAUGGAUUCAAGAGAAUGGUCAGAUGGUAUUUUAACUAUGGCAGCAAGAGAGGUAAUCCGUGAUACUACUACUCACACGUGGAUUGUUUGUGAUGGAGACAUUGAUCCUGAAUGGGUAGAAGCUCUGAACUCUGUACUUGACGAUAAUAAACUGCUAACAAUGCCAUCUGGGGAGCGUAUACAGUUUGGCUCAAACGUCAACUUUUUAUUCGAAACUAAUUCUUUACAACACGCUUCGCCCGCAACUGUAUCUCGAAUGGGAAUGAUUUUCAUUAGCGAGGAAGAUCUCAGUGAAACUGACGUUAUCAAGAAAUGGCUCAAAUCGAGUGAAGAAGAUGAUCGCACAAAUUUGGAAAACUGGAUUGAAAAACAUUUUCAAAGAGCGUUCAGUUGGGUGGAGAAGCAACGUUAUGCCAUCCCUAAUAUGACCAGGAUAGCUGCUGUUCAAAAUGGUUUGAGCCAGUUGAGAAACUCUAAAAGUGAAGCUCAGUUUCUGGAAAGGCUGUUUAGAGGAUUCUGUCCUUUAGUCUCUGAAGAUAAACAGAGGAUAUUCGCAUCAGAUAUUGUCUUCCAAGGAUACAGUUUACCAGAUAUGGAAAACCCAUUGAACAACUAUGUUGAUACGAAGUCAGAUACGAUUAUGCCAUUUCUUGAUGAUAUGGGCUCUUUGGUGAUUCGGUUAGAUGAUUUGAAAAAGGAUUCAGGACGUCCCUACAUUCUAACAGCUUCGGCACAAUCAUCAAUUCAUACAUUAUCAACAUGGCUCGAUGAUGGUAAUCGUCAAUCUUUCGUUGUUCGCGGCCCAGAUGGUUGCGGCAAAGAAGAACUUCUGCGUUAUUGCUUCGAUCAGGAUGGUCAAAGCCAGUUGGGGAUCAUUCAUUGUAGCGCUCAGAGCAACGCUUUGACUGUACUACAGGCUUUGCAUCAACAUUGUGUUCAAACAAGUUCAGCAAGUGGGAGAGUAUUGAAACCGAAAGAGAAAGCAAAUCUCAUCCUUUUUUUCAAAAAUUUCAACUUGCCAGCACCUGACAAAUAUGGGACAAAUGAAAUGCUAGCCUUUCUACAGCAAAUUCUAACCUACCAAGGUUUUUAUGAUGAUCAUUUGGAAUGGAUUGGUUUAGAGAAUAUUCAGAUUGUGGCUUCAAUGUCACCAAACUCAUCCUCUGCUGACUUACCUGCUAGACUUCUAUCUCUGCUUCGUUUGUAUUCAAUAGAUUAUCCUUCGAAUAAUAAUCUGUUGUCAAUCUAUACAGCUUACUUGACACCUAUACUUGAAGGACCUUUGCAAUCUGCUGCUCGAGUUGAAACAGUGGCUAACAGUAUGGUCCAAAUAUAUGAAGAGAUUCGUUCACAUUUCCGAAUAUCUGAUAGAAAUCAUUAUGUGUUUUCACCUAGAGAUUUAACAAAAUGGACAUUGGCGCUAAUGAGAUAUGAACUGAAUGAUUCGGAUUCUGUCACAAAUGCGUUAGCUUACGAGUGUCAGAGAAUUUUCAUGGAUAGGCUGGUGAGCGAAGAGCAGAAGUCAGAGUUUCUUAACAUCAUGUCAAAUACUUUGUCAAAGUCUUCGUCUAAUUCAGAUAUUUUCUACGUAACCAAUUCAACAGUUGUACCUUCUUCUCACUCAGCUGGCAUACCAUUGGUUCCAACUUCAAAAAGUAACUUCGAAGCUCAGAUUAAAAAAGCUGUUAAUCGAUUCGAAUUCGAAGUAGCUAACUUCAACACUGCUCUCACAAAUGAGUUCUGUGAAUUGGCCAGUAAAGUGGACAGAGUGUUGACCUCUGCAGGAGGAAGCUUAUUAAUGGCUGGAAGAUCUGGAUUUGGAAGAAGAGAUGUGGUUUUGUUGAUAGCAAAUAUGCACCAGAUGCAAGUGUUCUCUCCGAAAAUCUCAUCUACAUAUAGCAAAAAACAUUUCGAUAACGAACUCAAAGCUAUGAUCAGUACUGUAAUAACAUCUGGAGAGCACGUUGUCUUUCUGCUCGAAGAUUAUCAAAUACUCAGUUCUUCUUUUCUACAAGCAGUUAAUUCAUUGCUCUCAAGUGGAGACGUUCCUGGAUUGUUUCAACAGACUGAGCUCGAUUCUCUUACUGCCUCUAUCAGAGAUCAUGCAAGUCAAGAAGGUUAUCACGGUCAUUUGCAUAACUUCCUUUUUCAUAGAGUUCGGUCACUUGUUCAUGUAGCUCUCAUAAUGGACACAAGUAGUUCUGAUUUUGAUACGCACACUGCUGCAAAUCCUUCCAUUUUCAAACAGUGCAACAUUAUCUGGAAUGACCAGUUUUCUAGAAGUGCAUUGACACAGAUGCCUCGGCUCUUAUUCGAAAAAGAGAAGGUUGAAAUAUCAGAAGGAACUACUGAAUCUUUCAAAGAAAUAUUAGAAUUCCUACCUAAAAGCCUCGUUUCACCUCUCAAGUACCGGCUUUUCAUUCAGAACUACAUGAGCAUCUAUAGUGGGAAGAAGAAUGGUAUUAAAACUCGACUGGAUCGUUUACAAGCUGGUGUUUCCAAACUCACAGCAGCAAAAGAAGAAGUUGCCAAGUUACAAAAAAAAGCAGCUAAAAAAAGUAAAUUAUUAGUUGAGAAACAAGCUGAAGCAGAUGAAGCAUUAUCUGCCAUAACCAGAAGCAUGACGGGCGCUGAAGACCAAAAAAUGUCAAUGGAGCAACUACGAGAAGCGACAGAGAAAGAGAACGAAAAAAUUGAAGCCCAGAAGAAAAUUAUUGAUGAACAGUUAAAAGAUGUAGAACCAGUGAUCCAAGCAGCCAGAGAAGCUGUCGGCUCGAUUAAACCAGAAUCAUUAAGCGAAAUUCGCUCCCUUCGUGCUCCGCCUGAAGCGAUUCGUGACAUUCUACAAGCCGUGUUGUUGUUCAUGGGAAUAUUGGACACAUCUUGGGAGGCUAUGAGAAAGUUUUUAUCGAAAAGUGGUGUGAAGGAUGAAAUCAUAAACUUCGAUGCUCAUCGCAUAUCUAAAGAUGUUCGCAAGAAAGUUCAAUCUCUAGUUCAAUCGAAGCAGUCUAGUUUUGACCCUAAGAAUGCGAAGCGCGCCUCAGUGGCUGCUGCUCCUCUUGCAGCCUGGGUCAUGGCCAAUUUAGAGUACUCGGCUAUUUUAGAGAAAAUAUCUCCUCUCGAGCAGGAGAAAAAUGCUCUUGUGAAGAAUCUAUCAAAAGCAGAGAAACAAAUAGAAAAACUAUCAAAAGGAUUGUUAACUGUAGAUGAAAAAGUCUCAGACUUGAAGUCGAAAUUCGAAGUUUUGAUGAAAGAAGCUACUCAGAUAAAAAUUGAUGUUGAAAAAGAAGAGGCUACUAUUGCUGUUGCUGGAACGUUGGUUGAUCGACUCGGAGGAGAAUUCGAGCGUUGGCAAGAACAAUUGAAAAUACUGGCAUUUGAGAUUGAACAAGUUGAAAGAUGCUCACUCAUAUCUUCGGUUCUCGUUACUUUCCUGGGAGAGUCGUCAGAACGUAUACGCCAAGAAGUUCUAGCAAAAAUCAAAGCUUUUUUGCAUCUGGAAAACUUUAACCCUGUUGAGUUCUCGUCUUCUGAAACAGAACAGUUAAAUUGGAAAAAUCAUGGCCUACCAGCUGAUAAUCUUUCAAUCGAAAACGCAAUUGUAAUGUUUAACGGAGAUCAAGUACCAUUGAUAAUGGAUCCUACUGGUCGUAUUGCUGAAUUCCUCCAUAAAUUCCUAGAGAAAUCUGAAAUGUUGAAAGCUGUGCAGAACGAUUUUUUCACUCAGGUCGAAUUAGGACUGAGAUUUGGAAAAACUCUAGUAGUUGACGAUGUUAAUAGUAUUGAUCCAUGUCUGGUCCCUAUUCUACGUAAGGAUUUAUCAUCCCAAGGCCCUAGAAUGGUUAUCAAUUUUGGUGAUAAACAAAUCGAUUAUAACCCUGAUUUUGCUAUAUUUUUGUGCACCAAAAAUGAGCACAUAUCCAUUCCGUCAGGUAUCAAAGACUUAUUGGAAAUUGUCAACUUCACAACUACUAAAAGUGGACUCACAUCUCAGUUGUUGGGUACUGCGAUUCAUAUAGAAAAACCAGAACUGGAAGGUAAAAGUAGAGAGUUGGCCCGUGAUUCUGAAACUAAGAAAGUUGAACUAGAUAAACUUGAACAGCUCUUAUUACAAGAACUGGCUGCUUCGGAAGGAAACAUACUCGAUAAUACAGUGCUAUUAGAAUCUUUAAACCGUUCUAAAGAGAAUGCAGAAACCAUUAGUAAAAGUAUUGAAGAAAGUGAGAAGUUGCGAUCGCAGUUACAGCAGGAAAGAGAAGCCUAUCUACCUCUGGCUGAAUUUGCUAGUUCGCUGUAUUUCGCUUUCAGCGAGUUACAUUUGCACAAUAAGAUGUACGAUUUCAACGUUAAUACUAUCACGAAUUUGUUUGUUAAGACUAUCAGAACUGCUACGGAUUCUUCUUCAACGCGUCUUGACUCUUUACGUCGUGCAUUGCAGUUACGAGUAUUUUAUUAUAUAUCAAGAGCAUUGUUUAAAACUGAUCGUCUGAUGUUCGCUUUCAAUUUUGUCGUGAGUACAAUGUCAAAACUGUUCCAAAAAAAUGAGAUGGACUUUUUUAUCGGUAUGCUUAUGGAUGGUGAUAGAGAACCGGACGGUUCCAUCAAAAGUCUCACUUGGAUCGAUGAAUCCCGCCAUGCAAUGUUAUCUAAACUUCAAGCACAACUACCGACGCUUUUCAAUACACUACAACUUCAUGAUCAAGGUACUUGGAGUGAGUUCUCCAGAACAGUAGAAUGCGAAACAGCAGUUCCAUCUUUUAUUGACUCCAAGAUAACACCAUUUCAGAAGGUUCUACUCAUUCAAGCGAUUCGUCCAGAACGGUUGUAUUCCGCUAUUUUGAGCUUUGUCACCAAAUCUUUAGCAAUACCAUCCAUCAAUCCUCCCGCGUUCAGUUUGGAAGAGAUUCAUGGUGAGAGUACGGCCAAGGAACCAAUAUUAUUAAUCUUGUCAUCUGGUGCUGAUCCAUCUCAGGAGUUAGAGGAAUUAGCAAAGAAAGUAGUUGGAGCAGAAAUGUUUGAAUCAAUCUCCAUGGGACAAGGUCAAGAAAUGAUAGCUGUAACAGCCUUACGGAAAGCAAUGAGGGAAGGAGGCUGGGUUUGCUUAAAUAACGUUCAUCUUAUGUUAUCAAUUGUCCCACUCAUACAUAAGGAAAUUGGACAAAGUGAAUCUCAUGAGUCCUUCAGACUAUGGUUAACAUCAGAAGCUGAUGAAAGAUUCCCCGCUAUACUUUUGCAAAGCAGUUUAAAGAUAACUUUUGAACCUCCACCAGGUUUGAAAAACAAUCUCAUACGAACUUAUAAACAAAUUGAUGAGAGGAAACGUUCUGCUUUAACUUGUCAAUCAAUCUUUGUUCUCGCUUGGCUUCACGCUCUUCUACAGGAACGCAGAACAUUCAUUCCUCAAGCUUGGAGUAAGUUCUAUGAGUUUUCAAAUGCCGAUGUGCGGAUAGCAAGAUGGAUGAUUGAACAGUUGACCGAAGAUAGAAAGCCUGAUUGGGAUUUUAUCAAAGGUUUACUACUGUUUGUGGUAUACGGAGGUCGUAUAGAAAACGUCUUUGACAGCUUCAUACUGGAGUCAUAUCUGAAAAAACUGUUCAAUGAGAAUGUUAUUACUGGAAGUGAAGGGCAAACGGUUGCUAACAACAUAAGAAUUCUGAGCAGCAAUAAAGUUGAAGAAUAUUUGGAUUACAUACAAAAAGAUGUUCCUAACGAAGACAACCCCAAUCUAUUUGGUUUACCCCCCAACAUAAGAGUGUCCUGGGAACUGACAGAGGCUGAGGAAACAAUAUCUAAACUCAGAUUUUCAGCUUCCGCUAACAAUACGAAAAACGAUAGAUCUGAUUGGAAUGAAAUAACAUCCCCUGUAUUGAACCUAUGGAAGAGGCUUUGUCAAGGAUCAGAUAUACAUACUAAGCAGAUACCGAACGCCAUCGAAUCCGGUGAUCCUCUUGUUGAAGUAAUGUCCAUAGAGUACGCUCAUGCCAUCCAAGUUGUUCAAAGUAUUCAUAUAAGCUUGUCAAAAGUUAGCAAAGCAAUCCGUGGAGUAGAAGCGGCAGACUCGUCAACCUUGAAAACAAUCGAAUCACUUAGAUUACAAUCCGUACCUCAAAAUUGGGAAAACGUUUGGAUUGGCCCCGUGAACCCUGCCGAAUAUCUUACGUCUCUUAUUUUCAAAGCAAAAGCUACAGAAGAACUUUUGACUCUCACGAAGCAAGGAGAACUGUUGAGCAAACCGGUCAAUAUGUCCAAGCUAUUACGUCCUGGUGUGUUACUGAAUGCUUUGAGACAAGUAACAGCCAGGAAGAAAAAAUGUACCAUGGAUUUGCUAACUUUGGUAUGCAUUUGGAAUCAGAGCAAUCUGUCUAAUGAAAUAUGCAUCACACUGAAGGUAUCAUUCUAA